AUGACCGACUCUAUUAUUAGUCCAACUUCUGGCUCAAGAAAAAACUUGCCAAUGAUUGUCGAUAUCUCCAUCGCCAACGACGGCUCUCAAAUCUAUCAAGUCCACGACUCUAAUGAUGAAGACUCUACUCCUUCCAAGAAGAGAUCUUUUGAUGAAAUCGAUUCCAUUACCUCCUCCCAUAUAACCGACAUUUCCAACAGCUCCGCUAGUAUUAUUAAUGCCAACAACAACAUUAUUACUCCUGCUGCUGAAGACUCCGAGUCAGAGGUUUGGGGUUCAGAUGUCGAAUCCGCUUUUGAGGAUGCUCUUAGAAUCAUCCCUAAAAAUGGCUUGUCAAAGAUCAAAGUUUCUGGUCGUUCUUGUGGUCGUAACGAAUUGAUUUCUGAUUAUAUUUUGCAACAAACUGGCAAGUUGAGAACUAGAAAGCAAGUCUCCAGUCACAUCCAAGUGAUUAAAAAUAUCAAGAAAAACCAACCUAUUAUUGAUUUGAUUAACAAUGGUCCUUCUGAUCCUGAUUCUUUGAAAAAAUUCGAACAAGUUUUUUCAAAAAUCACCUUCCAAAAAUCAAUUGGUAACACUACCAAUACCGGUAGCUCUAUUAAUUCCAUGAUGGGACCAGAUCACAAAAAACCUCGUCGCCGUGUUGCAUACCAAGCAAAGCAUAUUUGUGAAGUCAGCCUCAAAGAUUUCCAAAUGUCUUGUUCUAACUCGUCGGCUUUUUCCCAACUUUCAGUUCUUAAAUCCAAGGAAUUUGAUACCAAUUUGAAAUUGAAAAACAAUGCUAAUAUUUCCACUAGAUUCCCUGGGCUCUUCGAGUUAUUUACAAGUAAUGCUCCAAAUGGACCAAUUAUUAAUACCUCUAUCCCAAGUUUACACGGAAUGUGCAAGCUUUUUCUCCCGCCAACCAACCAACCAACGUAUAACACCAGCCUUUCUUUGUCCUUGAAAGGUCUUUCUCUCAACGAAUCCUCUUGGUCCGUCUUGACAGUUAUUUAUUCUUUUGGUCAAGAAAUCGUUAGAUUGGUGGACCUUGCAGAAAUCACUAACACUGAAGUGAUUAAUGGGGUUAAGAAUGUUGAUUUGAAAGUCAAGUUUGCCCCUGAAUUCUGGGAUGCUUUCUUCACUUCUUUAGAUAAGACCAAUGCUGAAACCAAAGAAGGUGGUCAACUUGAUGACAAACACAAAGAUAUCGCUAUUAGAGCUAUAACUAUCAAGCAAUUGAUUUUCAAGAGCCCAAAUUCCAUCAGUUCAAGCACUCAAAAACCUCAAAGUUCUUCUACCGGUCCAACCAACAUCUUGAAAAAAGAUAUCAGAACCUUAGUUCUUUGGGAAUUCCUUAAAGUUGAAGAACAAGCUAAGGCUAACACCUCAAUUAGAAGAAUCCACCUCAUCAACCAAAUGCCAAUGAAUAGAAUGAACAGAGUGCCGCAACUCCAAUCUGGUAUACCAGUUCACCAACAAAUUUCCAUGAAAAAUGCUGCUUCAUCUGUCAGUUCCACUCCAGUUGGUUUGGGCUUAGCAUCUCCUUCUACUAGCAGAUCCAACACCCCGAUUAACCAUUCCUUGGUUCCACAACCAAUGAUGAACCCAAUCCCAGUGAACUUCAAUACUGGUAACUUUAAUUUGGAAAAUAACUCCAAGUUCAACUUUUCCAAUAACAAUAGUAUGGGUUUCAACUUUGGUAACAGUAGUUUUGAUGCGACUGCUAAUCCAAACCUUAACAUGAAUUUUAUGAACAAUAACAACAACAUGAUGCAAAACUUUAACAACUAUACUCAUGCUGCCCAACCUUCCGGUAGCAACCACGCUAUGAAUUAUCAACAAUAUAUGAAUCUCAUGAACACUCCAUUCACUCCUUCCACUACCCCUGUGCCAUCUUUGCACAGUCACAAUGAUCAAGCUGUGAAUGCUAACAUUGCUAAUAUGAACUCUGGGUCUAUCAAUGAAAUGUUGCAAUGCCAAGAAGAUUUAAUUUCUCGCCUCGAAAGCCCAAUUGAUUUAUCAUCUCUCACCAACACCAACACCACCACCACCCACACUAACUCCAACUCCACUACCAAUGGUAUCAAUUUCGACUUUGACCUUAUGGCUAGUGCCGCCGCUGCUUCCCAAAACGGUGAGGCUACUCGUGCUGGCAAUACCAAAGGAACAGCUAUCAAUGAUUCCGAAUCCCACAUUAGUUUCAACUCAGACUUUAGCAACUUUUCCAACUGCAGCUCGCAAACCGGAUUUGAUUCUUACGAAAUGAAUUAUGAAUUAGGAUUAAUGGACAAUAAACCGCAAUUUUCCAAUGGCGGAUUCACAUUGCCAAUGCAAUUUAACGAUGCUGCUAACAUUGCUGACAAUGGUUUUAAUCGCCAAAACGCAAACCCUAUUGGCUUCCAGGGUCAAGAAGAAGUGCUCUGGUAA
Saccharomycopsis crataegensis is the source of this 2409-nucleotide messenger RNA. RefSeq names its product Tec1p (gene TEC1). Gene Ontology annotation, biological process: regulation of transcription by RNA polymerase II. The transcript has a single exon. Lineage: Eukaryota; Fungi; Ascomycota; Saccharomycetes; Ascoideales; Saccharomycopsidaceae. The record is from RefSeq and is a predicted model, not a curated record. Gene Ontology annotation, cellular component: transcription regulator complex. The coding region runs from base 1 to 2409 and encodes 802 amino acids. Gene Ontology annotation, molecular function: RNA polymerase II cis-regulatory region sequence-specific DNA binding; DNA-binding transcription factor activity, RNA polymerase II-specific.